GACGAGAUGUUCUCCCUGUCGGAGCUGGCUCCCCUGAACCAGCACCAGAGCAGCUGCAAGCUGCUCAAGCCGUGGUGGGAGGUCUUCAUGGACCACCUGGUGGUCCUCAUGCUGCUGACCUCGGUCCUGGCCUGCACCGAGCAGCUGUCCCGGGACCGGGUGGUGUGCAUCCCCCUGGAUCCGCCGCCGCCCGCUGCCAACGGGAGCUCCCGCGGUCCUGCAGACGCCUCGUCCCCCGGGCCCCGCGGCGUCGGUCCGGAGCUGCAGGGUCGACGCACACAUCUGGUUUACCAGCAGUACAUCUACAUCAGCCAGGUGUGCUACCACGAGGCCCUGCCGCUGUGCUCCCGGUUCUUCCCCUACAUGGCGCUGCUGCAGUCCCUGCUGCUGGUCGCCGCCGGCUCCUUCUGGCUCCACUUCCCGCUCACCUCGUCGCGGGUCGAGCAGUUCCUGGCCGUCCUGGCCAAGUGCUGCGAGUCUCCCUGGACGUCCCAGGCCCUGUCGCGAGCCGCCCGGCAGGAGGGCCUCCGGGGGGAGCGGGAGGAGGGGGAGAAACCCGCGGCCUCCCGGACCAGACGCUCCAGCCUGGACAGUCCGCUCCUGAAGAGGUGGGACGGGGCGUCCCCCUCCCCGUCCCCCUGCCCGUCCUGUCGCUCCUCCGUCUCCUCCUCGUCCCUGGGCUCCCGGGGGACCGUCCCUCCCUCCGGGCCCCCGGUCCUGGUGGACGGCCCCCGGCAGGACGUCAGUUUGGACAGGAGUGACGAGGAGCAGGCCCGGGCGCUGUUCGAGAGGGUCAGGAAGUUCCGCUCUCACUGCGAGAGCUCAGCCGUCAUUUUCAAGGUUUACUUGGCUCAGACGGUGUUCAAAGUGCUGAUGGUGCUGCUGAUCAUGAGCUACACCCUCCCCCUCCUCAGCUCCUUCACGUUCAACCACACCUGUCAGCCCGAGGAGCGCCCCCUGGUGGGCUACGCCACCUUCCAGUGUAUCCACGUCCUGUCCUCGCUGCUGCGCAAACUGCUGCUGGCCUACCUGAGCCUGCUGGGCCUCUACGGCCUGCUGAACCUGUACACGCUCAGCUGGAGCUUACACAGCUCCUUGCGGCAGUACUGCUUCCACUCUCCAAAGGACCUGCGCUUCAUGAGGGACGUUCCCGACCUUGGAAACGACCUCGCCUUCCUCAUCCACAUGCUGGACCAGUACGACCCGCUGCUGGUGCAGCGGCUCUCCGUCUUCCUGUCGCCGGGCAGCGAGAGCCGGCUGCUGGAGGAGAGCCUGGAGAGGCGCUGGGGGGAGGAGGAGCUGCGAGGCCUGACCUCGCUGGACGCCGACGGCCGCUCCGCCCUGCAGCUGGUGGCGCUGCCCCGUCUCCCGCCGGCGCUCUUCAGCCUCGGGCAGCUUCACGUGCUCAAGCUGGAGCUCAUCGCAGACGCCCGGUUCACUGCGCAGGUGGCCAACAUGGCGGCUCUCAGGGAGCUCCACCUUCACCACUGCUCCCCGGCGGUGGAUCCCACCGCACUGGCUGUUCUGCAGGAGCGUCUGGAAGUCCUCCAGCUCACCUUCACUCAGCCUUCACAGAUCCCCGGCUGGGUCCUGUCCCUCCGCAGCCUCCACGAGCUCCACCUGUCGGGCCGUCUGAGCGCCGAAGGCGGGGUGGGCCGCGGCUGGGCGCUGGGGAGCCUCCGCCAGCUGCGUCACCUGCGCGUGCUGGUGAUCAGUGGCGCGCUGCAGAGGAUCCCCGGGGAGCUGUGCGAGGUGGCGGGCAGCCUGACCCGGCUGGAGAUCCUGAAUGAGGGCACCAGGCUGCUGGUGCUGACGGGCCUGAAGCGGGUGGCCGACCUGACGGAGCUGCGGCUGCAGGACUGUCAGCUGGAGCGCCUGCCCACCGCCCUGCUGGCGCUGACCCGCCUGCACACGCUCGACCUCCAGCACAAUAACCUCCGCACCCUGGAGGAGCUGCUCGGUUUGGCUCACCUGCGUCGUCUCUCCUGCCUGAGGCUGGGCUACAACCGGGUGGUGGCCCUGCCGCCCAGCGUGGGGGUCCUCCGGGGCCUGGAGCUCCUGGACCUGUCCAACAACCAGCUGCAGAGCCUCCCCCCGGCUCUCUUCGCCCUGCGCCGCCUCCGCAGGCUCCUGCUGGCCGGGAACCUGCUGGAGGAGCUCCCCGGCGAGGUGAGGGCGCUGCAGCUGCUCACGGAGCUGGACCUGAGUGGGAACCGGCUGGAGAGCCUGCCCUCUGACCUCUGCAGCGGCUGCACUGAGCUGCGAGUUCUCAAUGUGGCUCACAACGCUUUGAGUUCGAUCCCCGGAGGAGUGGCGGCUCUGGCUCGGCUGAGCAGGUUGGACCUGCGAGGGAACUGUCUGCAGGGACUGCCGGCCGAGCUGGGCUGCUGCUCCGGGCUGCAGGGCGGAGGCCUCCUGGUGGAGAACUGGCUCCUGCGCUCUCUGCCCUCACACGUCAGGGACCUCCUGAGCCAGUCUGCCGCCCCGCCUGCUGCUUCCUCUGAGCCUCAGUCCAGGCCGGAGUCCGACAGCUUCCCAUACUUCUACCCGACACAGUGGAGCUUCUCCUCCGCUCUGGAGUCACGCAUCUAAAGACAAACAGCCGCUGAUGCCAGUAAUCUGCUCCUACUAAUGCUCGUUUGCACUAUAAUAAAA
Molecule: messenger RNA, 2655 nt
Organism: Salarias fasciatus (jewelled blenny)
Lineage: Eukaryota; Metazoa; Chordata; Actinopteri; Blenniiformes; Blenniidae
Product: volume-regulated anion channel subunit LRRC8D
Exons: 5
Coding region: 7-2592 (861 amino acids)
Cellular component (GO): cytoplasm
Molecular function (GO): protein binding
Source: RefSeq, a predicted model, not a curated record